This is a messenger RNA of Dioszegia hungarica, 363 nucleotides long. Its product is annotated as ATPase, V1 complex, subunit F. Gene Ontology annotation, molecular function: proton-transporting ATPase activity, rotational mechanism. The coding region runs from base 1 to 363 and encodes 120 amino acids. The record is from RefSeq and is a predicted model, not a curated record. Lineage: Eukaryota; Fungi; Basidiomycota; Tremellomycetes; Tremellales; Bulleribasidiaceae. Gene Ontology annotation, biological process: proton transmembrane transport. The transcript has 5 exons. Gene Ontology annotation, cellular component: fungal-type vacuole membrane; proton-transporting V-type ATPase, V1 domain.
AUGUCGAGCCAGGUCAACCUGAAAGACCGUAAUCUGUUGGCUGUUAUUGGAGAUGAGGACUCCAUCACGGGUCUGCUCCUUGCCGGAAUAGGACAUGUCGACCAGCACCAAAAGAAGAACUUCUUGAUCGUUGAUUCAAAGACACAAACCAGCGUCAUCGAGUCUGCUUUCCAAGAGUUCACCGAACGGAAAGAUAUCGCCAUCCUCCUCAUCAACCAGCAUGUCGCCGACAAGAUCCGACCGUCAGUAGACAAAUACCAGGCUGCCUUCCCUGCCCUGCUCGAGAUCCCGAGCAAGGAACACCCAUACGACCCAUCGAAGGACUCAGUGUUGAAGCGCGUUCAGAAGCUCAGAGGAGAUUAG